GGCGGAAGCGGCGCCGCCAUGGAGGAGGACGAGCCGGAGCUGGAGGCCGGGCUGGAGGCGGCGCUGGAACUGGCACCCGCCGUGCAGGCCGCCAUCGAGCAGGUGUUUCCCAGCCAAGAUCCACUGGACAGAGCAGAUUUCAAUGCUGUGGAGUAUAUUAAUGCUCUCUUUCCCACUGAGCAAUCUUUGGCAAACAUCGAUGAAGUUGUGAACAAAAUCAGAUUGAAAAUAAGGAGGUUGGAUGACAACAUUCGAACUGUGGUGAGAGGACAGACCAACGUGGGACAGGAUGGCAGGCAGGCUCUGGAAGAAGCCCAGAAAGCCAUUCAACAGCUCUUUGGUAAAAUUAAGGAUAUUAAAGACAAGGCUGAAAAAUCUGAACAAAUGGUUAAGGAAAUCACACGGGAUAUCAAGCAGCUGGAUCACGCCAAGCGUCACCUGACCACCUCCAUCACCACCCUCAACCACCUCCACAUGCUGGCAGGGGGGGUGGAUUCACUGGAGGCUAUGACCAGGAGGAGACAAUAUGGGGAAGUUGCCAACCUUCUCCAAGGUGUUGUGAAUGUUUUAGAGCACUUCAACAAAUACAUGGGGAUCCCUCAGAUUCGACAGCUCUCUGAAAGGGUGAAGGCAGCACAGAACGAGUUGGGACAGCAGAUCCUGGCUGACUUCGAGGAAGCCUUUCCUUCUCAAGGUACAAAGAGGACUGGUGGACCCAGCAAUGUCCUACGUGAUGCAUGUCUGGUCGCCAACGUCCUGGAUCCCAGAAUCAAACAGGAAAUCAUCAAGAAAUUUAUUAAACAACACCUCUCGGAGUAUCUGGUGCUUUUCCAGGAAAACCAAGAUGUGGCCUGGCUGGAUAAGAUCGACAGGCGCUACGCUUGGAUCAAGAGGCAGCUGGUGGACUACGAGGAGAAGUACGGCCGCAUGUUCCCGCAGGAAUGGUGCAUGACGGAGCGCAUCGCCGUGGAGUUCUGCCACGUCACCAGGGCAGAGCUCUCGAAGAUCAUGCGCACAAGAGCGAAGGAGAUUGAGGUGAAAUUGCUGCUGUUUGCAAUUCAGAGGACAACCAACUUUGAAGGAUUCCUGGCUAAACGCUUCUCAGGCUGCACUCUUGCUGAUGGGACAGUGAAGAAACCAGAAGUAUCACCUCCUUCCACCAACCCAUUUCUGGAGGAUGAAACUGGGACAGAGACAGAUGAGAUUGUGAUUGAGAAAAGUGAUCCAGACAAACCCAAGAAGCCAAAGGUCCCUGACAAUCCUUUCCAUGGCAUUGUUUCCAAGUGCUUUGAGCCUCACCUUUAUGUGUAUAUUGAGUCCCAGGACAAGAACCUCGGGGAGCUGAUUGACAGGUUUGUGGCUGAUUUCAAGGCUCAGGGUCCCCCCAAGCCAAACGUGGACGAAGGAGGAGCCGUCCUGCCCAGCUGUGCCGACCUCUUUGUGUACUACAAGAAGUGCAUGGUGCAGUGCUCCCAGCUCAGCACUGGCGAGCCCAUGAUAGCCCUGACCACCAUCUUCCAGAAGUACCUUCGGGAAUAUGCCUGGAAAAUUCUCUCUGGAAACCUGCCCAAGACAACCAGCAGCAGCGGUGGGCUCACCAUCACUAGUUUGCUGAAAGAAAAAGAAGGCUCUGAAGUGGCAAAGUUUACUUUAGAAGAACUCUGCCUCAUUUGCAGCAUCCUAAGUACUGCAGAGUAUUGCUUGGCCACCACCCAGCAGUUGGAAGAGAAACUCAAAGAAAAAGUGGAUGCAAGUCUAGUGGAGAGAAUCAACCUGACGGGAGAGAUGGACACUUUCAGCAUUGUGAUCUCCAACAGCAUCCAGCUGUUAGUGCAGGACCUGGAUGCAGCCUGUGACCCUGCCCUGACUGCUAUGAGCAAGAUGCAGUGGCAGAACGUGGAACACGUCGGUGACCAGAGUCCUUAUGUCACCUCAGUGAUUCUCCACAUCAAGCAGAACGUCCCCAUCAUCCGUGACAACCUGGCCUCCACGAGAAAGUAUUUCACUCAGUUCUGUAUAAAAUUUGCAAACUCCUUCAUUCCCAAGUUCAUUAACCAUCUCUUCAAAUGCAAACCUAUCAGCAUGGUGGGUGCAGAACAGCUGCUGCUGGACACUCACUCUCUGAAGAUGGUUCUCCUGGAUCUGCCCUCCAUUGGGUCCCAAGUGGUGAGGAAGGCUCCUGCCAGCUACACAAAGAUAGUGGUGAAAGGCAUGACUCGGGCUGAAAUGAUCCUGAAGGUGGUGAUGGCUCCACAUGAACCCCCAGUUGUGUUUGUUGACAAUUACAUCAAGCUCCUCGCUGACUGCAGCACUGACACAUUCCAGAAGAUACUUGACAUGAAGGGCCUGAAGAGGAGUGAGCAGAGCAGCAUGCUGGACCUCUUCCGCCUGCGCCUCCCCGCUCCUCCCCCCGGCGGGGACAGCACGGGCUCCCUGUCGCUGAGCGCUCCAACACCCGAGCAGGAAUCCUCUCGGAUACGGAAACUGGAGAAACUCAUCAAAAAAAGACUCUGAGCGAGCAGAAGGAAACUCCGCUGCUCAGGACGGGCUGCAGUGAGUGGGAGCUUGUCAGGCUUGUGAUUUACAGUGUGCUGCUGGAAAACCCGUGUCCCGUCACUCCCCACCCCUGUGAUCUCUUCACCAUCGAAUACUGUGAUGCUUUCAGACCAAGGAAGAAUCUGACCAAGGUGUUUGUCCUUGGCUUAGCAGGAGCGAAACCCAGGACGUUGUCAGGUCCACGUGGUGGAGAAAAUAGAGGUAUCUGGAAGUCAGGAGCUACAGAAACAGUUUAGGUGGACUCAGAGAAUGUCUGGCUGUGAUACACUUGGUGUCACAGCUUUUGUCCUGGCUGAGCUCCUGCUGCAGCACUGAGGAUUUUGCCUGAGAGUUCUGUGUUAUUGCUUACUCCCUGCUGCAGAGCUGUUCCUUUGAUAGAUUAUUUAUUAGGGGUGAACCAACCCCGUACCAUCACCACCACCAAAAAACCCCAACCCUUUGACAGCUGGAAUCCAGGCAUCUGCAGCUCCGCUGGCUCAAUGAGAUGCCCAGGAGAGAACCCCGAAGCAGAUUUUCCUGCUGCUCCCAGGACGGGCACGCACAAAGCACCAUGAAACAGCAAGUCAAAUCCUUUUCAGAACAAGGGGAAAGGGCUGAAUUAAUGCCUUCUGCACCUUGGCAAACCUCCUGCCAGCCCAGCCGGCAGCCUGGGUCGCUGUUACAGUUUAAAGGCCAAACAGGACAUCUGCAGAGCCCGGCUCCAGCUGCUUGUUAUUUCUCUGGCGUGUGCUGGGCUCGCCCGCUGUCCCUGAUGGGAGUUCCCAUCCGGCAUCUCUCCCUCUCUCCACAAAGAGCCCUUCAUGGAGCAAGUGUCAAACAGCACCAGCCCCUUGUUCUCACACCACCCGGUGUGUCCUGAGCAGGGGUGUGCCCCUUUGGCACCUUCACUGCCCUGCAAGGAGAGGUGUUGGAAAUGUUGGCUCUAACAGGGAGCCAGAGCUGCUUCCUGGGACAGGAGCCUUGCACCAGCCUCAGCCUUCAAGGCCCUUCCUCUCCUCCUCGGCUUCUGAGCUUCAGCUUGCACCAGUGCAGAGAGGAGGAGAACCAGGGGUGAAAUAUUUUGGAUAACCCAGGCCCCUCUUCCUGGGGCCCAGCUCCUGGCUCCCAGCCACAAAGCCAGUGUGGAGCAGGGGUGUGGAUGCUUCCUCACGGAGUCUCCAUUCAGGGAGGCAUCACCUUGUUGUUAGCACUGCUGGAUUUCUUCCCAGAUUCCCCUGUACCCUGUUUGGAGGACUUUGAAGGCAUAUGCCCAAGGAUUGAAUCCCGUGGGGGUGUAGGGGCAGAUCAACCAGUCGUGCCUGUGUUAUUUAACUCAAGCUUCACUUGCAUGUGCAGGAAAGAGAAGUCCUGUACCAGUUUGCUGGGUGAGGAAAGGACCAUGCUGUCAGAUGCCUUCCUGGGAGGGUCUGUUUCCCACCAGGGCAAGUUUGGGCCUUAGGACUGUAUUUAUUACGGGCUGUGUUCACAGGGGUUGUAAUACUCACUGCUGCACAUCAGGGAGGGGGGAUUAGACUCCAGGCAUAUGAGCUCCAUCCACCCAAACCCAGAUUUUCACUGGGAUGAGGGAGGAAGUGAAAGGAGAAAUCCUUGAGUAAGGCAAAACCUGAGCUCAUGCUGUUUGUGCAUCAAACAUGAUGCACAGACAUGAGCCCUCUUGAGCAUGGGCUGCUCCCCAUGGCUAUGGGAGGGCAAAUUCGGUGCCUGGUUGGUAAAAUCCCGUCCUCCCUUUGCACAGCAGCAGGUGAGUGUAUGUGAACAGGCAGGAUUUGGUCACAGAGUUCAAGCAGAAGGAGUAAACCCACAGAGAUGCAACCCUCACCAGUCAGGUUUUGUAAUGCUGCUCAGACCCAGCUGCUGCUGCAGCAGGGUGUGCACUAACAAGUAUGUUAAAAAAACUCUUCAGGGUGUAUUUUCAGGGGUCCCCAGGCUUGGCCCUGGCUGUGUGGGAGCUCAGCUGCAGGGCACAGUCCCUCCAGAGCAGCAGUAACAGCACCUGUGGGGAGGGACAGCAGUUUCUCAUCACUCCAGUUUUACAAACCUGCUGUUGCCUCGUUUAUUUCCUCUUCUGAUUUCACACUGGCUGACAAAAGAAGGAACGGUUCGAAAGCACGUCAGGGCUCUGAACAGCUGUUCCCCAAGGACAGAUUAUCUCAAGGUGCAUGUGCAGGAUGGCUCAUGUGUUAUCACUUUGCAUAGCCAGGGAGGAGGGAACAUGGGUUUGCAGAGAUUCAUUAUUCCCAGGGGGGGAUGAAUAAUUUAUUUUAGAUGAAUUUGUCUUUGCUUUUUCUAAGGAUAAGGCUCUAACUAAAUUAUGAAUAGCUGAAGACAAUGUUGAAGUUAUCAUUGCGGGUCUUUCCCAAAGGCUUCCCCUGUUUCAUUCUCUGCACUUCAUUCUGUAGAUAAGAGGAAAUAAAAGGAGAAAUGAAUUUUUAGUUUCAGCCUUUGAAGAAUGCUACAGGGCUGAGUGUUCAGAGUUCCACUUUUAGAGAGCAAAUCCACAGUUUUCUGCUUUCAUUGUAAGGGUUUUGUGCCCCUGGCUCUUGGGUGUUUAUCAGAUUUGGCAGGUCUCUAUGUGUGUGUUUGCUCUUUGGGUUUUACAUCUCUGGGGAAUAAAGGAUGAUUAUUUGUUUUCUGUAUAAAAUGCCACUUUUUAUGGUUUCGGGCCAAAGUGUAGUUCUGGCUGUAUGUCGGGGUGUGACACUUAAAUGAAUUAAAUGGUUACUGAUGUUCA
Corapipo altera (White-ruffed manakin) is the source of this 5287-nucleotide messenger RNA. It is a transcript of the gene VPS53, whose product is annotated as VPS53, GARP complex subunit. The coding region runs from base 19 to 2514 and encodes 831 amino acids. Gene Ontology annotation, biological process: retrograde transport, endosome to Golgi. Lineage: Eukaryota; Metazoa; Chordata; Aves; Passeriformes; Pipridae. The record is from RefSeq and is a predicted model, not a curated record. Gene Ontology annotation, cellular component: GARP complex. The transcript is spliced from 22 exons.